CCAGAUAGUGCCGGUGCUGCCGCAGUGCAGUCGGAGCUAAGCAGCUAAGGGAUGUCGGUGCCCCAUGGACCCACCCCGGCUCCUGUCGCAGAGCCUCAUGCCCAGGAGCCAGGCUCGGACAAGAGAGAUGGUCACCUCUCAGUCUGUACAAAGGUGUGCUAUGGCAUUGGCGGGGUCCCCAACCAGGUGGCCUCCAGCGCUUCAGCCUUCUACCUGCAACUCUUCCUACUUGAUGUGGCUCAGAUCCCUGCUGCCCAGGUGUCGCUUGCCUUGUUUGGAGGGAAGGUGUCUGGGGCAGUUGCGGACCCUGUGGCUGGCUUCUUCAUCAACAAGAGCAGAAGGACAGGGUCUGGACGGCUAAUGCCUUGGGCACUGGGCUGCAUGCCCUUAAUCGCACUGGCCUACUUCUUCCUGUGGUUCCUGCCCCCAUUCACCAGCCUGCGUGGGCUCUGGUAUACCAGCUUCUACUGCCUGUUCCAGGCCCUGGCUACGUUCUUCCAGGUGCCCUACACUGCGCUCACCAUGAUCCUCACCCCAAGCCCCAGGGAGCGAGACUCUGCCACCGCGUAUCGGAUGACCAUGGAGAUGGCAGGGACGCUGUUGGGAGCCACUGUCCAUGGGCUCAUUGUAUCCAGUGCCCAUGGGUCCCAGAGGUGUGAGGAUGCUGUGCACCCCAGGAGUACUGUUGUCUCCCCAGACGUAGCUUGCCUCUAUUGUAUUGCAGCUGCCGUGGUUGCCUUGACUUACCCUGUGUGUGGCAGUUUGCUGUGUCUAGGAGUGAAGGAGCAGCCAGACGCGUCUGCCCCAGACUCAGGCCAAGGCCUGAGCUUCUUCACAGGCUUGGCCAUGACUUCCCGGCACCCACCCUACCUGAGCCUGGUCGUCUCCUUCCUGUUCAUCUCAGCCGCCGUCCAGGUGGAACAAAGUUACCUCGUCCUGUUCUGUACACAUGCCUCUAAGCUACAAGACCACGUUCAGAACUUGGUGCUAACCAUCCUGGUCUCAGCCGUGCUGAGCACCCCACUGUGGGAGUGGGUUCUCCAGCGAUUUGGGAAAAGGACAUCUGCAUUCGGCAUCUGUGUGAUGGUGCCCUUUUCUAUCUUGUUGGCUGCUGUGCCCUCAGCACCGGUGGCCUAUGUUGUGGCCUUUGUCUCUGGCGUGAGCAUUGCUGUGUCCCUGCUGCUGCCUUGGUCCAUGCUGCCAGAUGUGGUGGACGACUUCCAGUUGCAGCACCGGCAUGGCCCAGGCGUGGAGACCAUCUUUUACUCAUCCUAUGUCUUCUUUACGAAGCUGUCAGGCGCAGGCGCCUUGGGCAUCUCUACCCUCAGUUUGGAGUUUGCAGGGUAUGAGGCAGGAGCCUGCCAGCAAGCAGAAGAAGUGGUGGUUACCCUCAAGGUCCUCAUCGGCGCUGUGCCCACCUGUAUGAUCAUUAUUGGCCUGUGCAUCCUCCUGGUUGGCCCUACUCCCAAGAUGCCAUGCCAGGACACUUCCUUCCAGCUAAGCCUUCGGAGGAGGACUAGCUACAGCCUUGCCUGAACUUUAAAGGGAAAUCUGUGAGCUGGAGAGGAAACAAACCCUACAUUUUCUGGAACUCUCUUCAUCCGGCCCUAGAGUGCGUCCUAGCAACUUAGCUCAGGGAUUUCCCCUUGUGUGUGGAGACUUUAGUGACAUCCCCUAAAGCGUGUGGUCCAGGCUUCAGGAACUAACUCCACUCCCGAGCUCCUUGCCUGUUGAACCUGGAUCCUAUCAGGCUUGUGCCCAGACGGCUCCACCUUCAAGAAACCUGAUUCUGAAAGCAUCUUCCUUGAGGAUUUCCGUCAUCUGGAAGGCCCUGCCUCCCCUGCCUGUCUACAUUCCCUUUGCUAAAUGGCAGCGCUCCAACACAGGAACACAGAGGCAGGCCUGGCUUGCACUGAGACUCCAGAGGACACCCGGCCACAGUGUGAGUGAGCGGGCUGAGGAAACAGGACAUGUAGGAAGCUAAGCGGGUGUUUGUCCAGCAUUUCGCAUUGUUUACACGAGCUGAGGUCACUUCGUCUGUCAGUAGCCAGAGGAUGGCAUGGAACCAUCAGAGGCUGGCCACUUUUACAAAUAAAUUGUGAAAUAUUCUGAAAUUCUAUGAUAGAUGUAAAACCACAGAAUAGGGAUUGCAGUCUUCUGAGGUCUCUGUCUUUGGGGAAGAAAGAUUCACUGGGGUUUAUAUUUUUUUCCAAAAACAAAUUUAGCUGGGUAUGGUGAUGCACACAUGCAAUCCCAGCACUGAGGAGGCAGAAGCAGAAGAAUCAAGAGUUCGAGGCCAGCCUCUGCUACAUAUCAAGUUUGAGGCCAGCCUGAAUAACUUGAGUCCCUGUCUUAAAAGUGAAUAACAACUAAAGCUUAUUUGCUACCAAUGGAUAAAAUGUGGCUGUGGGUGGCCUAGCAACCCAUGCUGGAGUCCCCUGAGAAGCCAUUAGCCUCGGCCACUAUCCCGCCGAUCUGGCACCAUGUUGAGUACUGGAUGGAUUAGUGAAAAUCAGGGCCGCCCCUAGAGCAAAAGCAGAUCACUUCUCUUACUGCUAUCCCCUCCUGCCAUUCCUAUGGGCUCCUGACCUCCACACCAGAACCCAUUAACCUUGGUUUCAGCCUCCAUAAUAAAGACAGUGCAUCUCCGCAGGACAGACUCCAGCACACAGAAGACAGAAGGACAUGUGUAUAUUGUUUCUACUUUUGCCACAAGUAACUGCUUUACUUGUUUCUUCUAAAGAUUUAUUUUCUUUAUGUGCAUGUGUUUGUGCCUUAGUAUGCAUGCAUGCAGAUGCCAGCAGAUACCAGCAGAGGGCACCAGAGCCCCUGGAGCUAUGGUUGGGGGCGGGGUAGGCGGCCCACCCUCUGCAAGAGCAGCAAAUGCUCUUAAGCACUGAGCUAUCUCACCAACAUGUUCUUUGUUACUUUCUUAUUGUUUGAGACAAGGUCUCAUGUAGCCCGGGUUGGCCUUAAACUCACUAUGUGGCUGAGGCUGUCCUCGAACUGAUGCUGCUGCCUUUAGCACUCAAGUGCCAGGAUUACAGGCAUGGAUCACAUCUGGUGAAUUUGCUUUAAAAAAAAAAAAUCUAAGUUUAGUUGUUUAGAUAAGAGGUAUGUUGCGGGCCGGGAGAGAUGGCUCAGUGGUUAAGAGCACUGACUGUUCUUCCGAAGGGCCCGAGUUCAAAUCCCAGCAAACACAUGGUGGCUCACAACCAUCCUAAUGAGAUCUGACUCCCUCUUCUGCUGUGUCUGAGACAGCUACAGUGUACUUACAUACAAUAAAUAAAUAAAUAAAUCAA
Apodemus sylvaticus (European woodmouse) is the source of this 3302-nucleotide messenger RNA. It is a transcript of the gene Mfsd2b, whose product is annotated as MFSD2 lysolipid transporter B, sphingolipid. Bases 52 to 1536 code for a protein of 494 amino acids. Gene Ontology annotation, cellular component: membrane. The record is from RefSeq and is a predicted model, not a curated record. The transcript is spliced from 14 exons. NCBI's taxonomy places the organism in Eukaryota, Metazoa, Chordata, Mammalia, Rodentia, Muridae. Gene Ontology annotation, biological process: carbohydrate transport. Gene Ontology annotation, molecular function: symporter activity; sphingolipid intramembrane carrier activity.